This is a messenger RNA of Didymodactylos carnosus, 702 nucleotides long. Lineage: Eukaryota; Metazoa; Rotifera; Eurotatoria; Philodinida; Philodinidae. The record is from the annotation of a GenBank genome assembly.
AUGAUCGACCCUGAUUCUCUAACUGAUAUUGAAAUUCAAAAAAGAAUUAAUUUAAAACCUUACUUCUUGGUCGAAAAUGAAAAAGCAAAUCAUGAUAUUUGGAAAAAUGAUAUCUCAUUAAUUGCAAAAAAAGAUCAGAAUGAUGUUACUCAAAUUCUAGAAGGAUGGGCAGCUGGUUAUGAAAGUGGAAAUGACAUUAGCUAUGAACAGCAACAAUACAAUGUGGCAACUGUUACACGCCAAUUUUCAGUUUUUGGCGGAAGUGAUACGAUUAAUAAAAACCCACAGAUUCUAAAAGACGAUUCAAAAGAUAUCUGGCAUUCUCUACCAUCAACAUUAAAUCAUCAGUAUCUGCAUUCUACAUUAACAACCAACUCUAACGAAGAGGCCAAAAUCAAUAAUGAUGAAAACUUUGUCACAGAAGAGAAUUCGGAAGAAGCACGAGAUUCUCUCCUAACGAUGAAUUCCGCCCAUUACCGUCUAAUACAAAAAAAACGUCGAAUUUUAUCCAGAGAGCAACGUAAAGAAGCGAAUAAGCGAGAGCGAAGACGAAUGGAAACAAUGAAUGAUGCUUACACUAAUUUACGUCAAAUAUUACCGUAUGAAAAUGGACGAAAACGACGUAAAAUGUCUCGCAUCGAUAUUGUCAUGGGAGCGAUUGAGUAUAUUCACAAUUUGCAAACAGUACUUGAUGAUAAUUAA